AUGGAGUUCAGUUACCUGCCUUCCUCUGCAUACGAGUCUGGGAUGGACACUGGCCGCUCCACAGAGUUCAGCUCCUGCAUUCACCACAAACUUCUGGCUUAUGAACGAGGCGUCCAGGAGAGACGCAAACAAAGGCGCGUGCGCACCAUCUUCACGAGCGCGCAGCUGAAAGCGCUCGAGCGCGUGUUCUCACAGAUGCAUUAUCCAGACAUCUACACGCGAGAGGAGCUCGCACAGGAGAUCCACCUAACGGAAGCUCGAGUUCAGGUAUGGUUCCAGAACAGACGCGCUAAAUUUCGCAAACAGGAGCGUGCAUCUCUAUUGAUUGAGUCAUCUUCUAAAGCAAACAGUUCACCUUCCCAAUACAGCUCCAAAACGAUGACAGUCCCUGACCCAGACAGUACACAACCCACCCUUAUCCCAAACCCGGACCACAAACAGGACAACAGCAGUCUCCGAGAGGACCAGGCUCCAUACGAACUGACCUUGUUCACACAGAGGUCAAGAGGUCACCAAACUCACUGUGCAACAACCGCCUGCAUGUGUUGAAAGAGUUCAAACCCUCAGAACCCACUGCAUAGAUCUCUAUAGUGCCAUUCAUUUACCUCAUUUAUGUCAUUUAUCUUUUAGAACCUCAUGCAAAAAAGUUUGUAUAUAUAAUUGGAGAGAUACUAGAUUUAUAUAUUUUUUAUUGAUUUGAUUAAAAUGGAAAUAAAUGAAGCU
Molecule: messenger RNA, 723 nt
Organism: Carassius gibelio (silver crucian carp)
Lineage: Eukaryota; Metazoa; Chordata; Actinopteri; Cypriniformes; Cyprinidae
Product: paired mesoderm homeobox protein 2B-like
Exons: 3
Coding region: 1-549 (182 amino acids)
Biological process (GO): regulation of transcription by RNA polymerase II
Molecular function (GO): RNA polymerase II transcription regulatory region sequence-specific DNA binding; DNA-binding transcription factor activity, RNA polymerase II-specific
Source: RefSeq, a predicted model, not a curated record